Aspergillus calidoustus is the source of this 885-nucleotide messenger RNA. The record is from the annotation of a GenBank genome assembly. Lineage: Eukaryota; Fungi; Ascomycota; Eurotiomycetes; Eurotiales; Aspergillaceae.
AUGGAUCUCCCUGUUGUGGAUUUUUCGUCGUGGACCACCUCUCAGGAUGAAGCGUCUCGACGGCCCGUGGCACAACAGCUGGUGGAAGCAUGUCAGCAGGUCGGAUUCGUUCGAAUUAUCAAUCAUUCAUUACCGGAAACAACUCUCGACAAUGCAUUUGACUGCAUGAAACGGCUCUUUGCGCUUCCAGAAGAGGAGAAGAUGAAAGCUCGCCAUCCAGAAGGCUGGGCAGUUCAUCGCGGAUAUUCGUGGCCUGGGCUGGAGAAGGUAACCCAGGUCAAGAGCUCAGCUGAGUACGAGGAAGUGAGAAACGGAUUAAGGAAAGUUCCUGAUGUCAAGGAAGUCUACGACAUCGGAAGUGAUGACUGCGCUGCCCAGCCAAAUCAAUGGCUCCCCAAUAGCUCUCUACCCGGAUUCCGAGCGUUUAUGACUAAGUUUUACUGGGAAUGUGACCGGGUCGGCAGAGAGAUUCUUCAGGCCCUUGCCUUAGGGCUAAACUUGGAAGACAUAGAUUAUCUGACAAGGAAGCAUGGGGGACACGACAACCAGCUCCGGCUGCUGCAUUACUUAGCUGUUCCCGCUGAGGACCUGGAAAGCGAGCGUGUAAGCCGCUGCGCAGCGCACACGGACUGGAGCUCAAUUACCAUGCUCUUCCAAGACGACUGUGGUGGGCUGGAAGUCGAAGACAUUUCACGCCCCGGCACAUUUAGACCAGCUUCUCCGGUUCGAAACAGUAUCAUCGUUAACGUCGGAGACCUGUUGCAGAGAUCGACUUCGUUCCACAAAUCAUCGAGUUGGGCUACCGGAGCUUUCGGACCGGUUCAAAGGUCCGAAUCGGAUGACGCGCGAACGAUACUCGAUUCCUUACUUCAUGUCGCCAGAUGA